Molecule: messenger RNA, 1309 nt
Organism: Xenopus laevis (African clawed frog)
Lineage: Eukaryota; Metazoa; Chordata; Amphibia; Anura; Pipidae
Product: cell wall protein DAN4-like
Exons: 3
Coding region: 1-669 (222 amino acids)
Source: RefSeq, a predicted model, not a curated record
AUGACUCAUGUAGCAUCUACUGGAACAACACCAACAACACCUGCUAAAAAAUUCACUACAACACCGGCUCUUUCUUCAAUAUCAACAACUAUUACAAUGAAAACAACUAAGCUUUCCUCAGGAGCAACUUCUGAAACAUCGAAACCAUCUAAUACAGAAACAAAUAAAACCAGAUCACUGGAUUCAUGGACAUCAGUACAAACAACAAGUACAACGUCAGCAAAGGAGAAAUCUGACAAAAAUAUCAAAACACCGACUGCAACAUCUGUUGUAAAAAACACUACAAAAAUUGCUCAUUCCUCAACAUCAGUACCUAUUACAAUGAGAACAACUUCAGCAACUCCUAUAAUGGAGCCGCCUAAUAUAGAAGCAAAUAAAAUUGCGUCACUAGAUGCGUCGCUGUUGGAAGAAACUACAAGUAAGGAUCCAGUAAAGAAGGAACCUGACAAAGCGUUUGAAAAUAGAGCUGAUUUACCUGCGCCGAUGAAUACUCCAAUGAGCACCGCUGUGCUGAGUUUUCAGAGCGAUGACCCCAUGGACUCUACAGAUGUAAUACAAGCGAUAGUAAAAAAGGUUUGUUCCAUGUUUCCACCAGGCAGCCCCAAAGGAGAUAUAACACUGACUUGGGGUCAAGACAGGACAUCGGUGAACUGCGCCUCCGUGAUGUGAAACGUUUCUUAACGUGACUCCAUCUGUCAACAGAAAUUCAUCUGCCGACUACAGGAGGCAACACUGAAUGGGGCAGGCGCUAGGACAGUGCUUUGGCUUUAAAACACAGUCAAGUUUCAAUCCAAGUUAUUGUUAUAUAAAUGAUUGUGUUAGGCAUUCCAGUGACACGUAUGAACCAUCUCCUGUGAUCUGGGAAGAUACAUGGGAGUUUGGUUCAUUGAUCAGACCAGAGGACGGAAUCUUUGCUGGAUUUGCGUCAGGGUUUAAGUAAAUAAAAGUUUGUUCCAAUACUCCAGAGAGCAGGUUGCACUUUAUAAAAUCUAAGAUACAUGGAUGCAGAAUGAUAAGGAUGGAUCUGCCAUGUGGUUUUGCUUCUGAAGUAUGGGCCAAUCCAUGGUAGAUUCCAAUAUCUAAAAUAAGCACUUAUGUGAGACUUUACUUAUUUAGUAUAAAUGGGCCCAUUAAUAGAUAACAGAACAUUAAUAAAACAUCCCCCAUAAAAAGUCCAGUUGAUUCAAUGAUGUCCAAAGGUGCUCAUAUAAAAGGCAGAUUUAAGCUAUCGAUUCAGGUCCUUUAGACCGACUCAGUAGCUUAGCCCAUGUAUGGGGCCCUUCGAAAGGCCUCCCCAAUCGAUAUCUGU